Dentiscutata erythropus is the source of this 441-nucleotide messenger RNA. Lineage: Eukaryota; Fungi; Glomeromycota; Glomeromycetes; Diversisporales; Gigasporaceae. The record is from the annotation of a GenBank genome assembly.
GUCAAGAGAGUUAUACCUGUCGUAAUUAGUGAAUUUAAAAUGCUUUGGUGGCAAUAUUUAAUAUAUGGAAAAAGAAAGAGCUUACUUGGAAACGUUGAAACAAGGGAUCAACCAUCUGGUCAUAUGGGUGAUGAAAUCGUUGGAUGUAUAGUAGGGAAGGUGAUAGAAAAUGACUUGGAAGGUGAAAAGAUGGAAUCAGCGUAUGCAGGAGGCUCAUUUAAUUCAUUAAUUGCAAAAGUCAGCGGUGACGGAUCAGGCAGGCAAAUGUAUACUAAUCGUGAUAAGGAAGAGAUCACGGAAGGUGGUAAGAUAUUUUAUGAAUGUGGCAGACCUGAUGUCAAAGGAACGAAUAAGAAACAUGGAAGUCGUGAUGCUAUAACAACUGAAGGCUAUGACGAACCAAAGACAGAACUUAAUCGUAAAAUGCCAUCCAAGAUCUGA